UUUUUCCACAGCACGGACCUGGAUCGUCACAAGAGGACUCACACAGAUCAGAAGCCAUACAAGUGCGAUGUCUGCCCUGCGGAGUUCAGCCAGAAACCUACAGCACCACAAGCGGACGCACACAGGCGAGAAGCCAUACAAGUGCGACGUCUGCCCUGCGGAGUUCAGCCAGAAGGGGAACCUACAGCACCACAAGCGGACGCACACAGGCGAGAAGCCAUACAAGUGCGACGUCUGCCCUGCGGAGUUCAGCCAGAAGGGGAACCUACAGCACCACAAGCGGACGCACACAGGUGAGAAGCCAUACAAGUGCGACGUCUGCCCUGCGGAGUUCAGCCAGAAGGGGAACCUACAGCACCACAAGCGGACGCACACAGGUGAGAAGCCAUACAAGUGCGACGUCUGCCCUGCGGAGUUCAGCCAGAAGGGGAACCUACAGCGCCACAAGUUGACGCACACAGGUGAGAAGCCAUACAAGUGCGACGUCUGCCCUGCGGAGUUCAGCCAGAAGGGGAACCUACAGCACCAAAAGCGGACGCACACAGGUGAGAAGCCAUACAAGUGCGACGUCUGCCCUGAGGAUUUCAGCCAGAAGGGGAACCUACAGCACCACAAGCGGACGCACACAGGUGAGAGGCCAUACAAGUGCGAUGUCUGCCCUGCGGAGUUCAGCCAGAAACAUACAGCACCACAACACCACAAGCGGACGCACAAAGGUGAGAAGCCAUACAAGUGCGAUGUCUGCCCUGAGGAGUUCAGCCAGAAGGGGAACCUACAGCACCACAAGCGGACGCACACAGGUGAGAAGCCAUACGAGUGCGACGUCUGCCCUGCGGAGUUCAGCCAGAAGGGGAACCUACAGCACCACAAGCGGACGCACACAGGUGAGAAGCCAUACAAGUGCGACGUCUGCCCUGCGGAGUUCAGCCACAAGGGGAACCUACAGCACCAAAAGCAGACGCACACAGGUGAGAAGCCAUACAAGUGCGACAUCUGCCCUGAAGAUUUCAGCCAGAAGGGGAACCUACAGCACCACAAGCGGACGCACACAGGUGAGAAGCCAUACAAGUGCGAUGUCUGCCCUGCGGAGUUCAGACGGAGCCAGAGCCUACUGCAUCACAAGCGGACACACCCGGGUGAGAAGCCGUACAAGUGCAUGGACUCUGGGAGCGCCGUGCUGGAGAAGGAUACAUUGAAUAAAAAACUGGGCAAUAUCAGCAGCUGUUGCGGAAGGCAGGGCGGAAGCAACGACGUAUCUGGUGGAAUGGUGAAUUGCCGUUACAAGCCAGUGGUUUCCAGAAGUGGACAGGGGGAGGGGGCCGAAGAGGUCAACUCCGACUCGUUCAAAAGGAUGGAGUGGGGGUGGCAGAGGAUGUAG
Molecule: messenger RNA, 1378 nt
Organism: Ornithodoros turicata
Lineage: Eukaryota; Metazoa; Arthropoda; Arachnida; Ixodida; Argasidae
Product: zinc finger protein 235-like
Exons: 4
Coding region: 68-1378 (436 amino acids)
Biological process (GO): regulation of transcription by RNA polymerase II
Cellular component (GO): nucleus
Molecular function (GO): DNA-binding transcription factor activity, RNA polymerase II-specific
Source: RefSeq, a predicted model, not a curated record